Lactuca virosa is the source of this 3038-nucleotide messenger RNA. The record is from the annotation of a GenBank genome assembly. Lineage: Eukaryota; Viridiplantae; Streptophyta; Magnoliopsida; Asterales; Asteraceae.
UCUCUCUCUCUCUCUCUCACAUCGAAUUGGUAAUCUUGAUGACACAAGAGAAGAAAACAGACCCAGAUAACAUGAACCGAGUGAAACAAACAACCAAUAAGGAAUCAGCAUUAGCAACAUGAUGAGACUUCUUUUUAUCUUAUCUUUCUUAACUUUACUCUCCGCCCAUCCCACCAGGAGAAUUCUCCACCAGCCACUUUUUCCGGCGAGUUCAGUUCCGCCACCGGACACAGAAUUACCACCGCCUACAACCACCACCACCACCAAUCCCACUCCCGACCAGCCUUUCUUCAAUGAAAACCCAAAUGGGCAGACACCUGAACCAGAUCAGACCCAAGUGCAGCCACAGCCACAGCCACCACCAACGCCGCCGUUGGUGGUGGGCGCCGACACCAGUAACACCAACUCGGUACCACACCCCAUUGCCCCACAGCCAGCAAUAAAACCGGCGAAGAAAAUAGCAGUUGCGAUUUCAGUUGGGAUUGUGACUCUCGGAAUGCUGUCAGCAUUAGCAUUCUUCAUCUACAAACACAAGUCGAAACACUCGACUGAAUCGCAAAAGCUCGUCGGACGACGUAAUUCCGACGAUAACGUACCCAUGCCGCCGUCGAGUUUCCUCUACAUUGGAACCGUUGAGCCGACGAGAUCCGUUACUGAAACAACCAACGGACGGCCAAAUGUUUCACCGUAUCAUAAACUCAGCUCCGUUAAAACAUCUGACCGGUAUAGGCCGAGUCCUGACCUUCAGCCACUUCCGCCGUUGAGUAAACCCCAGCCACCGCCAACCACCAUUUCUCCACCGGCGAUGUCUUCUUCUUCUGACGAUGAAGAAGAAACCCACGAUUUUUACACCCCUCAUGGAUCAAUUGCGAGCACGGAGGAACGGAAUUCGAUUCCCAAAUCAAAAUACCGUCAUUCCAUAAAUAAUAAUUCUCGAUCGGUGAUCCAACAAAGAAGCACUAGUCCAAUCCCUCAUUCCAAACGAACUUCACCAAAAUCGAGGAUUUCAGUUUCUUCUUCCCCAGAUACAAAACAAAUAACCUCGUCAUCGUCGUCGUCUUCAUCACGAAAGCUUCCUUCUGCUACUCCUCCACCGCCGCCACCACCGCCGCCGCCUCCUCCUCCUCCUCCUCCUCCUUCAGCAAUACCACCACCAAAAAAGAUGAGAAUUUCCCCAGUGAAGUCAAACUCAAUGUUUCUGGAAUCACGGGUUCCGAGUCCGAAAGUAAUUCCUGGAAUUGUAAAAUUGAAGCCAUUGGAGGAAGUAAACAACAAUGACGUUGAAGCUGAUGACGCCGAUGGGUUAAAACCAAAGCUGAAGCCGUUACACUGGGACAAAGUCCGGGCAACUUCCGACAGAGCAACCGUAUGGGACCAGAUUAAAUCAAGCUCAUUCCAACUAAACGAGGACAUGAUGGAAUCCCUUUUCGGAUGCAAUUCCGGUGGUUCAACAAAGAAAGAAGACACCCGGAAUCGGAAAUCAGUUCUACCUCCGGUGGAAAAGGAAAACCGGGUGUUGGAUCCAAAAAAGUCGCAAAACAUAGCCAUAUUAUUACGAGCAUUGAAUGUGACAAGAGACGAAGUAUCCGAAGCACUUCUAGAUGGAAAUCCAGAAGGUUUAGGUGCUGAGCUUCUAGAAACACUCGUAAAAAUGGCGCCAACGAAAGAAGAAGAGAUAAAACUUCGAGAUUAUAAAGGUGACAUGGCAAAAUUAGGAUCUGCAGAGAGAUUUUUGAAGUCAAUUCUUGAUAUACCAUUCGCAUUUAAAAGAGUGGAAGCCAUGCUUUACAGAGCAAACUUUGAAACCGAAGUGAAAUACCUCAGAACUUCCUUUUCAACCCUAGAGGAAGCAAGUGAGGAACUGAAGAACAGUCGUCUUUUCCUUAAACUUCUUGAAGCUGUUUUACGAACUGGUAAUCGCAUGAAUGUUGGAACAAAUCGUGGAGAAGCUACAGCUUUUAAACUUGACACACUUUUAAAACUAGUAGACGUAAAGGGUACAGAUGGAAAAACGACAUUACUUCACUUUGUAGUUCAAGAAAUCAUAAGAUCUGAAGGCAAUGAAACCGAAGGGCAUUUCAGGAAACAGGGGUUGCAAAUUGUUGGUGGGUUGAGUAGAGAAUUAAGCAAUGUGAAGAAAGCAGCAGGAAUGGAUUCAGAUGUUUUAAGUGGGUAUCUUGUAAAGCUUGAAAUCGGGCUUCAUAAAAUUCGAUUAACAGGUCAUGAGAAGAAAAACAUGGAAGAAAAAGAAAAAGGAAACUUUUUUGAGUCGAUGAAAAUGUUUAUAAAAGAAGCGGAAAUUGAAAUUGCGAAGAUUAAGAUUGAUGAAAGAAAGGCGUUGGUGUCUGUGAAAGAUGUGACUGAGUAUUUCCAUGGUGAUACUUCAAGAGAAGGGGCACAACCUUUUAGAAUAUUUAUGAUUGUGAGGGACUUUUUGGGAAUAUUGGAUCAUGUUUGUAAGGAGGUUGAACAAAUGCAAGAGAGAACUACAGUGGGGUCAACAAGAUCAUUCAGGAUUCCUGCAACUGCAUCGUUACCAGUUUUAAACAGAUAUCAUGUUCCUCAUUGUGUCAGUUCUGAUGAAGAAAGUUCAUACUCGAGUUAGAAAUGGGAAAUGCAUCUUACAUGUACAAAAAUAUGUGUAUCUUAUUUUGAGCUUGGAAAAAUGGAAGAUGAGAAGAUUAAUAUCUGGAUCAGAAAUCAAGUGCUUAAAUCUAUAAUCCAGAUAUAGUCAACAAAAGGUUAAGAAAAUGAUGAUGGAUCUUCUGGAAACUUGGAAUUUCAUGGAUCUUCUAACGUGGUACAGAAUACAAACUGAUAAUUGAAGUAGUCUUGUUUGUUUACUUACAUUCUUGAAAGGAAAUAAAUGUUUAGUUUGAAUUUUAGUAGAGCAUUAGUUUUCUUCACAUGGAGUUAUUUAACUUCUUACUAAUUUUUAUUCUCUUUGGGGAUUACUGUACUAAAUGUCUAAAACUCUAUUUCCGGAUUUUGUCCCCUUUUAUAUAGUUAAAUACCAUGGUAGAAGAUCCAAUAAUCCA